AACAAGUACCUCUACCAAGUAUUGAUCAUCUUCUGAAAUUCUUUCAAUAUGUCAACUAGAGGCCCAUCAUGGAUAACUCUGAAAUUCAGAGGUGUUCUUGAAGUGGUUCGUGCCACCAAAUUUCAAUCAAACUAUGUUGCAUCACUACAGAGAAAUAGACCAAUUGUGUCAGCUGCUAGAACUGAAACAAGUUAUUGGAUGCAUCCUGGCCAGCAUUUGUACAGCACCAAUAGCAUCACAAGAACUAAUCCAAAAGGAAUAAAGGAUGUGAAGGUUCAACCUGAAGCUCCUCCACCUGCACCUGCUUCUAAAUUCUUCACAUUCUCUAAAUGGCUAAGAUGGGUUUUGGGCAUGGUACUUUCUCUCCUGCUACCUUUCUGGAAACCUUACUGGAAACAACUACAGAUAAUGGAAGAAGAGGCAGAGGUUGUGGUUGAAGAGGUUGAGGAGGUGGCAAAAGUGGUAGAAAAAGUGGCAACGGUAGCAGAGAAGGUAUCUGAAGAUGUAGCAGAGAUGCUUCCUAAGGAUGGAAAACUAAGAAAAACAGCUUUAAUGGUAGAACAUGCAUCAGAACAGGCUCUUCAUGAUGCUCACCUAACUCAAGAAUUUGUACACAAAGUUGAAGACCUCAAGAAUAACCUGGAUGAUCUAGAAGCCUUUGUAGAACCCGUAAUUGACAAGAUUGCAAAGAUAUAACCUCAGAAUAAUUCAUGCAAAAAUUAAAUUACUUCUCUUGUAUGUUUUUGUUUUUGUUUGUAUUACUAUACAGCAAAUCUCUGCAUAUUUUUAUUUAUUUAUUAAUUUGUAUUAUUUGACACUUGAGCUAUUUGUUAAUCUCUUCUUGUUAGAGAUAGAUCAAAUUUGUAAAAGUUUAUAAAAUUAAAGUUAAUGGUUCACUUUA
Cajanus cajan (pigeon pea) is the source of this 901-nucleotide messenger RNA. RefSeq lists its product as uncharacterized. NCBI's taxonomy places the organism in Eukaryota, Viridiplantae, Streptophyta, Magnoliopsida, Fabales, Fabaceae. The record is from RefSeq and is a predicted model, not a curated record.